AUGGACUCCGAGCCAUCGCCAAAGCCGCACCGCCCAUCCUCGAAACUACACAAGCAGCCGCCCAGCUUCCUCCAGCAGUCCUCCUCGUCUUCUUCCAGCCCGCUCUCCUCCCUCAGCAACCUCACCUCGCCAUGGUCCGUCAGGAAGAAGCACUCCUCGACCUCGCUGCAGCGCCAUCCCUCCGCUCCCGUCUACCCGCGCUCCUACUCCGACAGAGAGCGAGAGCGCGACCAGGCCCGCGAGAGAGACCACUCCCGCACACGCUCGAGUAACUUUGCCUCCUCGUCGGCCUCCGUGGACCAGCUGGCGGGUGGUGGUGUUGUCAGCGGUGGUCCUCCUGGGGGGGCCAGUCCUGUCAACGGCGUCGAUUUUGGGCGCUUACAGUUGGUCCAGAACAACACGCACACGCCGAACAGCAACACCAACAACAUCAUCAUCAACAACAACACACAAAUUAUGCAGAACGGGAGAGUCUCGAGUUCCACGGGCGAAGAGGAUGACAUUCCCUCGACAUCUCACAGCAACACCAACAACAACAACAACAACAACAGCGGUAACGAGAUGACAGAAGAAACGAUGGUGCCCAGCCGGCCCCCCAUGCCGCACAGCUACAGAUCCAGUCCGGAGGUCUCGCCUAGCCUUAACAACUCCGCUGGGUUUGGACCCUCUCCCGCCGCCACCACACCCGGAGCGGGUAUUGCUACCUCGAUUCCGCUCAAUCGACAAUCAGACGAAGGGUCGAGCUCACCCGCCAAUCCCAACAAUGCACAGAGCAGUACUGGCGGCGGUAGCGGCGGCGGCGGCGGCGGUGGAGGAGGAGGCAGCAGGCUCUCGUUGAGCAGGAAGAAGACCGGCUUUAGCAACUUCGUCAACAGCAUGCUGGGCUCGCCGAGGAAUAUCAAGAUCUCUGCGCCAGAGAACCCGGUGCACGUCACUCACGUUGGCUUUGACAACCAGACCGGACAGUUCACAGGUCUACCAAAGGACUGGCAACGCAUGCUGCAGGAGUCCGGCAUCUCAAAGAAAGAGCAAGAACAGCAUCCGCAGACAAUGGUUGAUAUCAUGAAGUUCUAUGAAAAGAACGCUGCUGGCCGUGACGACGAAGGUGUCUGGCACAAGUUUGAUAACGCUAGACUGGCAGACCACUAUCAUCAUCAUGAGCAGGUCACUCCUCUCGCUACCAGCCCCGGUAUCACAUCUCCGAGGUUCCCGCAGAACCACGAAGGAAGCUUUGAGAACCCCCGCGCACCGCCUCCCAUUCCUCGACAGACCCCCCUCGCCAGUCCACCGCCACCUGCUCCUCCGACUUCGUCUUCUGCUCCUUCAUCUAUGCCUACUUCGGCUCCGUCCGCUCCAGCAUCGGGAUGGGUUCCAAAUCGAGCAGCUCCAAAGGCUCCUAGACCACCGCCACAGCCAUUGAUCACUCCUACCAGUGCUGGCGCCUCUUCUCUCCCCUUUGGUGUCCAGACCAUACCAGAGUCUGCUCCGCUACAAUCGACUUCCACUCCGACAACUACUCCGCCAGCCACGGCUAGGAGCCGCUCGAAUUCCAAUGCCAACGGCGGAAUCAGUCCCGGUGGUCUGUCUCGUAAGCCUUCUACGGCAAUUACUUCGCCCGCUGUCUACCAGCAGAUGCAGGAACAGGCCAUUACUGCUGCUCAGCAAGCCAUUACCAACAAGCAGAUCGAGCGGUCCAGGAGUAUGAGACAGCAGCAGCAGGCUCAACAGCAGCAACAACAACAGCAACAGGCUCAGCAACAAAUGAAUGAGCCAUCUCCUGUCGACUACACGGCUCCGGACGGGAAUUAUCCCCAAAUUCAAUCCCAGAACUACCCUCUACAACACGCCCAGGGUCCCCGAGUUGUUCCAGCCCCUGUCCCAGUUCCAGCACACGCCCCUGUGCCAGGGUCAGCCCAGAUUCAUCCGCAACAGCAGCAACAAAUGCCACUACCUCCCGGGGCCUCCGCUCGUCCGCGUGUCCGCCCCCGCCAGCCCCCUACCCCCACGAUCGACAUCCGCGCCCGUCUCAACACUAUCUGCACCACUGGCGAUCCCACCCGCAAAUAUCGAAAUCUCCACAAAAUCGGCCAAGGCGCGUCUGGUGGUGUUUACACUGCCUAUGAGAUCGGCACAAAUCACUGCGUAGCCAUCAAGCAGAUGAAUCUUGAACUGCAGCCCAAGAAGGACCUUAUCAUCAAUGAGAUCUUGGUCAUGAAGGAGAGCAAACACAAGAACAUCGUCAAUUACAUGGAUUCGUUCCUGCACGGCGGAGACCUCUGGGUCGUCAUGGAGUACAUGGAGGGAGGCAGCUUGACGGACGUGGUUACUUUUAACAUCAUGACCGAGGGACAGAUUGCUGCCGUUUGUCGGGAGGUCCUGCAUGGUCUCCAGCAUCUGCAUUCAAAGGGCGUCAUUCACCGAGACAUUAAAUCAGAUAACAUCCUUCUCUCCCUUGAAGGCAAUAUCAAACUAACCGACUUUGGUUUCUGUGCACAAAUAAACGACGCCCACCACAAACGUAACACAAUGGUCGGAACACCCUACUGGAUGGCCCCCGAAGUAGUCACCCGCAAAGACUACGGUAGGAAAGUCGACAUCUGGUCUCUGGGCAUCAUGGCCAUCGAGAUGAUCGAAGGUGAACCGCCGUAUCUCACCGAGUCGCCUCUCAGAGCACUCUACUUGAUUGCCACGAAUGGAACUCCCGCCAUCAAAGACGAGCAGAACCUCUCGCCUGUCUUUAGAGAGUUCUUGGGCAUGGCGCUGAAAGUGGAUGCAGAAAAACGGGCUUCAGCACAUGAUUUGCUCAAGCAUCCUUUCAUGAGCUACUGUGAACCACUCUCUAGCCUAGCGCCGCUUGUUAAGGCUGCGCGCCAAAACAGAGCGCAAGAGAAGGCGCAGAAAGGCGGCGCUUAG
Molecule: messenger RNA, 2913 nt
Organism: Trichophyton rubrum CBS 118892
Lineage: Eukaryota; Fungi; Ascomycota; Eurotiomycetes; Onygenales; Arthrodermataceae
Product: STE/STE20/PAKA protein kinase
Exons: 5
Coding region: 1-2913 (970 amino acids)
Biological process (GO): protein phosphorylation; regulation of MAPK cascade; intracellular signal transduction
Cellular component (GO): cytoplasm
Molecular function (GO): ATP binding; protein serine/threonine kinase activity
Source: RefSeq, a predicted model, not a curated record